AUGCAUUUGUGUUGCAGUUCCACAUUGUUGGUCGCCUGUUCGCUGGCGCUGUUGCGGCACGUUGUAGCAAUGCCCACAACCACCGCUUCAAUGACAACAUUGAAACCAAAGCUGGUUGUCGGCAGUGAGGAGGAGGCGCCGCGGCCCAUGACAUAUCACUUCAUUGUGGAUCAUCGUCCCAGCACGUUGGGGCAGAAUUAUUACAUCAAGCCCGGUCAAGUUGUGGGUUCGUUCAGUUUGGAUUCGAAAGCGUUGCAGGUGCGGCACGAGGGCAGCAAGCGCAACAUUAGUAACAAGUUAAACAUUCUCUUCGUGGCCAGUCCCAAGGAAGAAGAAGCAACGCAGAGCUAA
Messenger RNA from Drosophila nasuta, 351 nucleotides. RefSeq lists its product as uncharacterized. Lineage: Eukaryota; Metazoa; Arthropoda; Insecta; Diptera; Drosophilidae. The record is from RefSeq and is a predicted model, not a curated record. Bases 1 to 351 code for a protein of 116 amino acids. The transcript has a single exon.